CGGUGCGUCCGGCGGAGGAGACGGGCAGGAAGGGGUUAAAGCUCGCCCAGCUGACAGUCAGCUGAUGGGGCCCUGAUUGACAGCUCCCAAAAGUUUCCUUGUUCUAUGCUAAUAUUCGCUGGGUGGGUGCCGCCCAUUGGUCCGGCCGAGGAGUCCAUUUGCCAUUUGGAGUCUGACGUCAGGAGCGCUAUAAAACUCUGCAAUGCUUUUAAACUCUCCUGCUGGAUGAAACCUUUAAAAUAUUCUUCAUCUUCUUGCCGUAGCUGUGGGGUUCAGGGUUUGUUGGUUGUUGGGUUGUUGUGUUGGGUUUUUUUUUCCCCCCUCUUUUUUUUUUUUUCAUUUUUUUUUUUUUUAAUGAUUGUUUUGGUUGCGAUAGAUCGACUUUGAUUUCUUUUUGUCUCCGGUCUCUUCUCCCUCCUCCUUCCCCCGAUGAACCUCUCUCCUCUCUCUGCACUUUGCACGAGAGAAGCCCAGAGGAAAAGCACCAUGAAGUGUUAAAAAUAACAAAACAAAAGCAAAAAAAAAAAAAAAAAAGAGAGAGAGAGAGAGAGAGAGAGAGGAAAAAAUUUCCUCGCAACACCCGCGAACGCUUCCAGCUGCAGUUUGCGAGAGAGAAAGAGAGAGAAGGGAGGAAAAGAGCCGUGCGUGCAGAAGGCGCAGAGCCCCUCGCUCUGAUGCAGCAGCGGCAGCGGAGGCUCUGCAGGGGAUAACGCGGAGCGGGCGGAGCGCGGCGCGGCGGAGGAACGGACGGACGGGCGGACGGACGGACGGACGGACAGCAAAGCUGGCUCACCCGGCGGCAGCGCAGAGCAGCGCCCUCGCUCCCGGAGCGCACCCUUUCUGGAGGACUGUCAGCAGCAAAAGGAUGGCAUCAGAACUGGCAAUGAGCGGCUCCGACCUGCCCACCAGUCCCCUGGCCAUGGAAUAUGUUAAUGACUUCGAUCUGAUGAAGUUUGAAGUGAAAAAGGAGCCGGUGGAGACCGAUCGCAUUAUCAGCCAGUGCGGCCGCUUGAUCGCCGGGGGAUCGCUCUCUUCCACCCCGAUGAGCACGCCCUGCAGCUCGGUGCCCCCGUCCCCCAGCUUCUCGGCGCCCAGCCCCGGCUCCGGCACCGACCAGAAGACCCACCUGGAAGAUUACUACUGGAUGACGGGCUACCCGCAGCAGCUCAACCCCGAGGCGCUGGGCUUCAGCCCCGAGGACGCGGUGGAGGCGCUGAUCAACAGCAGCCACCACCCGCUGCCCGGCGCCUUCGAUGGCUAUGCUAGAGGGCAGCAGCUGGCCGCGGCCGCCGGCGGCUCGGUGCCGGCCGAGGAGAUGGGUUCGGCGGCCGCCGUGGUGUCGGCGGUGAUCGCCGCGGCGGCGGCGCAGGGCGGCGCGCCCCACUACCACCACCACCACCACCACCCGCACCACGGCGGCGGCGGCGGCGGCGGCGGACACCCCCACGGAGCGGCGCCGGGCAGCGCGCCGCCCUCCUCCGCCUCCUCCUCGGCCGCGGGCUCCGGAGGCGGCGGUGGCGGUGGAGGCGCCGGGGGGCUGCACCACCCGCACCACGGAGGAGGAGGCGGCGGAGGCGGCCUGCACUUCGACGACCGCUUCUCCGACGAGCAGCUGGUGACCAUGUCGGUGCGGGAGCUCAACCGGCAGCUGCGGGGCGUCAGCAAGGAAGAGGUGAUCAGGCUGAAGCAGAAGAGGAGGACCUUGAAGAACAGGGGCUACGCUCAGUCCUGCCGAUUCAAGAGGGUCCAGCAGCGGCACGUCCUGGAGUCGGAGAAGAACCAGCUGCUGCAGCAAGUGGAGCACCUAAAGCAGGAGAUCUCCAGGCUGGUCCGGGAGAGGGACGCCUACAAGGAAAAGUACGAGAAGCUGGUCAGCAAUGGCUUCCGAGAAAACGGAUCCAGCAGCGACAACCCCUCCUCUCCAGAGUUUUUCAUGUACCCGAGAGAAUCUUCUACAACGGUGAUGUGAAAAUCCCCGUUACCUGAGGUCAGAACAAAAGAAAAUGUGAUGCUGGACUGAUGCUGGAUUAGGACAACGUUCUGGCAUGAAGACAGCUACAAAGCACAAAAUACAAAACAAAGAAACAAACAAAGAACUCUGAAAGAAACAAGAAAAAAAAAUCAGCAUUCUCUUGGUAGCAACGAGAAGCUCUUUAUUUUUCCUCAAGUUUUUCUUUUCUAAAAAAAAAAAGAAAAAAUAAGAAAAAAAAAAAAGAAAAAGAAAAUUAACUAAGACGUUUGCAGAAAUGAGACAAACUUUCUCUUCAGGUGACAUUACUCAAGCAAGCAUGUUUUAUUAUAUUUAAAGAAAAAUAGAGAGAUUUGGAUUGGGAUACAGUAUCAAGAGAACUGAGCUACUGUGAAUUUUGCAAGAAAAAACCCACAAAAACUCCUUAAAACUGUGAACUGAGAAAUGGAUGGAAAUACCACUUAACCCCCCUGAUUACACCCCGUGCAUUCUUUAGGAAACAAAACCGUCUUUGCUAAUUCUAUGAUAUUAAGGAAUGGUUUACAAAAUAUCUUUUACUAUAAUCUUUUAAGACAAAAGAAAUAUUUAAUUAGCUGUGAUUUUGGCAUUUCUGUUCAGAAGUCUUUUUGCACCCCCUGUUUUUAGAUAGCAUGGAUGUAUUUGCAGCCAGCAGUCAAGGGCAGGAGAGAUUUCUUUCCUUAAUAAUCUUUUUAAUUCGCCACACCCUAUAAAAUCCUUGCAGGGAAAAGGAAUCAACACCACUACCCAUAUCCUGGUCGAUACCUACAGCCUAACAGACAGUAAUUAUCAAAAUAAAGAGGAAAUCCCAUAUUGGGCUAUGUAACUAAGCCAUUAAUCAGAACAACAGAGAAUAUCUGUGGCACCGCGUUUCUGCAAUGGCACAAAGCGUGCCUCCUUGGGUUACACUUUGAACAGGCUAUAAUCAAAAGAAGAGAAGCACGACUAACUAAGCCCCAGGAAGCUGCAUUGUCCCUUUAACCCGCCGUAUUCCCCACUUCCCAUUAGUACUUAACAUUUUUCACUAUGUUGUGACUGCUAUUAUUUCAUUUAACACUGGUUAAUCUCUAUCGGAGGUAUACGGAAAACCUCUAGAUGAUAAGAUUGGAUGGGCUCCAGCGCUGGCAGGUUCUGAGUGUGCGGGGCGUUCUGUCACGGGGACCGCCUGCCAAGCUGCUCACGGAUCAGCCUCUCGCUCAGCUCCCAUAGGGCUGUGGCUGUCAGCUCAUUGCGAGCCUCGGCCGAGGGCAGGCAGCGGCAGCAGUUGUUGAAGUACAUCCCUCCCAGCCCCUCCAGCUCGGCGGCCGUCGCGCAGUACACGGUCGUAGCAGCUCCCUGUUGCUGAAAUAACAAAAAAAAAAAAAAAAUUGAAAAAAACAUUGAAAAAAACCCAUAUAUAUAUAUAUAUAUAUAUACAAGCAUAUACGUAUGUAUAUUUAUAUAGAGAGAAACACAGGUAUUUUUAUCUCUGUCAAUUUGCUUGCUCUCCGCCGGAGCUGUGCGUCUUUAGGAGAGCAUCGGUGAAAGCACUGCAACCAAAGCAUUGCUAAGGAUGCUGCCUGUUUGCCUGCUGGCCACUUACCUACAACACACCCUAAUGAGAAGUUAUUUUUCCUUUUCAUUUGCUCGUAGAGUGACAGAAAUAAUCCAGAAUCUCAUUCCCUGAUCUCUGUUCUUUUGCUCUUUUUCAAUAAGUCCUGGGGGGUAGUGAAAAAAAAAAAGCCCUAAAACCAGAAAAGUAGAUCCAAGAAACCAGAAAAGUUAAUCCAAGUUUCAAAGCAGCACCUAAAAGCUCCCUUCCAACCCCAAAAUACCCCAUACUUUGGGCACUGCCGUUUCCUAACCCUGGCACUGCAAACUGACAGGUAUAUCUAUUUUGGUGGGUUGGGUUUUUUUAAGCCUCUCAUACAAAAUUAACCUGGGCAUUCUAAUUAAGACCUAUCACACAAAGUGCAAUCAGGCUUUGUGCCAAACCAGCCCAUCUAUCUCUGAUCUGUGGUUUUGCUGUGGCCAUUGUCACUGCUGCCGUGCAGGAAUGUUUGUCAACUGCUGCAGGCAGAGAGGCCAGUUCUGCACAGACAUGAGCCUUCCCAGUGCUUUCUUUUAAUUUACUAUUCUCUAAAAAACAUUUUCUCAAGUCUUAUAAUGCUUUAAGAAGCAGGUAGAUUAGGAUUCUGUGGAGCAGAGAAUUUUUUAUUUUUUUUUUCCCCUUCUUUAUCUAUUUUUUUUAACACAAAAUGAACUUAUGUUAUGAACUGGCUUCUCUGAAUUUCUCCAACAGAAAGCUGGAGCUGGAGGGCAUGUGGACAGCAGUGGGUGCACCCCAGCAAUGGGGCACUCAAGGCUGCAAGCACAUUGCCAGGAGAGUUGCAAAAAGAACGUGAAACUGGCUGCCUUUGUAAACUGUACUUAAAAAUAAGAGGCGAGAGCGCAAAGCAAGACACUGCGCACAACGCUAAUUUAAAACCGAUAGUUUAUCUGGCAUCUUGUGAUUAUUUAUGUACAUCUUAGUCCUUUCUGUGGUAACUCAUUAUGGGCUGAUAGGAAUCAGAAUAAAGAAGCUGCCAACUAUGAUAGAAAGAAGUAAAUGAAUAGAAAUUAGACAUUGCCACAUUAGGAUAAUUUAAUGGGAAAAGGGAAUGAGCUUCAACCUCCUGUGAUUUUCCUGCAGUUGUUUUUUUUCCCCCAGCCUUUCAGUGCCACAAUCAGGGAAACUCAGGGUGCUGUUUGCAGGUCAGCCUCCAAAAACUCUGCUCUGCAUUCUCAUCCUUCAAGGGCAGCCUUUCUAAAAAAAAACCUCAGCUCUCUUAAUUGAGGUGUCUCAAUUUUGUAACAGCAAAGAAAGGCGUAUUUGUCUGCAAGAUAGGCAGUUUUCUCAGAAGAUGGGAUUAAGCUGAUAAUGAUGGCUCCACGGCUUAGGAAUGAUCUCCCAUAACAAGGUAAACCAAACUGUCUCUAUUAAGGCACAUAUUUGUCAUCGGACCGAAAUAUUUUUUAAAUUACUAUAAUGCAAAGCACUCCACUUAUUAAACCACUAUAUUUUUUAAAAAAGGAGAAAGUAUCUUAAAGGCAGUAGCAGAAAUGUAGGAGACUUCUACUAAAGAUACUAUUAACAGAGAACAAUAUUAUGCUCAUUUGAACUAUCCUGUAAAGCUCCGCAGCACAGGUAUGUUCACUGUAUUCAGCUGCUUAGAAUGAUUCAAAGCCCCCAAAGAGUGUUAUUAUUAGUUUUUGCAAGCAAUUCAACUGGACUUUUAUUGGAAAGGUAAAAUUAAACUGAAGUGCUCAACGCAGAAUGAGAGCCCUUAAGCUAUUGCUGUAAAGCAUCCAUCCAGCUGAGCCAAACUUAGGCUAGCUUGUAGAAAACUCAGCUGAUUCAUAAAGAAAAGUUUAUCAGAGCAGUUCAAAAUCCAAACCAAACAAUAAUUUGUCUUUCCACAUGAGUCAAAUGUGAUCUUCAACAAAAUUCUCAGCAGGCAGAAAACGUCCUACAGCAUAACGGCAGUGCUUUAUACCUCCAACACUGACACAACCUCAACUCCAAAAGAAGAGAAUAGUUUUCCCUGUGUGCGUGUAAGAUAUUUACUUUAAGUGAUAAAAGAUUAUGUGGCUGGAAGCCCAAAGCACUUUAUCAUGUGAUGCCUCCAGUGUUUCACUGAGGACUGGAUGUAAGCAAUGUGCCAUUUGCUUUUUGGCUGUGUAUAUCUUUACAUCUUUCUAAGUGUUUCAAUUGUCCUGAGUGGUUUGGUAGAAAAAAGUUCAAUUGUUCUCACAUAGGAAGAAAAGUAUGUCUUCUUUUUAUUAUUUAAGAGAAAUGCAGUCCUAUUUAUCCCUUUGUUGACAGAGGGAAAAGCUUUAAGUAUCAGAGAAUAAUGGACAAAUGUGAACUCAUCAAGCCUAGGAGCUUGAUGAUAACAAAAGCAAGAAAUAUAGAAGGUAACUCUCAGGUUCCCAAAGCCAUUUAAGCAUCUAAAUUCCUCCGGUGAAUGCAGGAUCUUAAGUGACUUGCCCAGGGACAUAGGGGACUCAAUAAUGCUCUGGGUUGGGUGGGGUGCUGGGAGGUCCCCAUCCCAACAGGACCCAAGGAAGCCAAUACUGAUUGUGCCAAAUGGGAAGGUCCUUGUGCAACUGACCCCUGCUUGGCAUCAACCCCCUCAAAAGGGCUGGGGCUGGAUAACUGCAGAGCCAAUGCACAGCUGGGCUGAGAAAAUGCUGAGUUUCUCAGUAAAUAUUGUUUAGCCCUUCUGAACGCGGUCUUUUGAAUGACAUCUUUAUACACCGGGCUUUAUGACAGUUUAAUAACAAGUUUUAAUUUUUUUGCUCAUCAGCUUUCCUGUUCACAUAUCAUCAGCAUAUGACAGCGGAGGAUGUUAGGGAAUCUAAUUAGUAAACAAUUCCAUACUGCUGAUACAAGAUGAAACAUUCUUAAACCGAUAAAAAGAGCACUUUAAUCACUGUUGAAUGACUUUCAAUGCCAAGCGGUUUGUGCCAUGUCAGAACAUAAUUUGAAGAAGAUUAGAGUACUAUAUAAAAGAAUUAAUGUUAACAACUUCGUUAAAAAAUGUCUUAAACAAUGAGCUUGUCAGUUGUCACAGGCUCUCCCUGAUCUAUUGUGAUUAACGUCCCGGCUCCCAACAAUUUAAACCAAUAAACAAUGCUAAAAGCUCCGGGCAACCUAAACAUUUUUUUUCCUUAUGUCCGUCAGUUGUAUAUGGUGCUAAUCACCCGGGCUGGGGGUCAGCUGCCUUAACCCUAACAAAGCAGCGAGUGGGGAUGAUGAAUACGUGGGAUAAAGAAUUUGUGAGAAGCCCAACUGAAUCUUUAAUCAUGCCUCAAUGCCAUUUCCGAUCCCGGCAAACGUCUGAAAGCUGCUAGGCAAGCACCACGCCAUCAAUCUUCCCAGUGUACGUAAAAUUACCCAGGAAUCUUGUUUUGGAUUAAGUUGAAGAGUGUCUUAGUAAUAAGAGUUCAUCAUUCUCCUUUGCAAAUCAUUUGUCAGUUUUGUAAUACAAUCUUAAACUGCAGCAGGGUGGGAUUUGUAAAGCCGUUGCUGUUUAUUUAUAGUUGAGGCUCAGAGAUCUAAAUUAUCCAUCCUCCCAAAAUCCUUUGUUGAAAUAAAAGUACUAAGCAGCUACUAGUUCACAGGCAUUUAUUUCAUAACUGUGAGCUAUCAAUUUGUAACUGAUGGUACUGAGUACAAAAGGAUAUUGGAUACCUUAACAGUUAAAGAAGAGGGGUUCCCGAUGUACAGCAUAUGGUAAAUCCCUCAUUAAUAUAUAUAAUGCAUCUGUUAGUAUUCUAAGAUACUACUUACAUUCCUGAUAAGAAAACAUAUUACACAGCUAAUGUUUAGUUUUCAGAUUUGUCUGCUUUCAAAUGCAUGUUUAUUUUCUAAGAUUAGAUCCCUGUUCUGAAGCAGGUUUACGUAGGAAGCAUAUAAAUAAUAGAAACAAAGCCAUAACUUAUCUGUAUACUUAUCAACUACAAAUUAAUAAGAUCACUCUACACUCUGUUAAGGGCAUUGCCUACCAGCGAGGUAGAAUCAGCUAUUCUGAAAAGGAGUUGUUAUUCAUUUUAUUACAAAAAAAUUAAGUAUUAAGGCCCGUUAUCUGGGUAGCCUGAGGUGAAGUUUAACACGGUGCAUCUUAAAUGAUGGCCGGUGGAGGGAGGUGAAUUCACAAUGACACAGGAGGAGAGCAGUUGUGACAAGGUCCAGACUCAAGGCGAGCAGCUCCAGAGAAAUAAAAAGCCAAGUGCUUCCUAACAACUCUUCAGGCUUUUACUGUUAACCACCUCAGGACUACUAGACCAAGCAAACACAGCCCUAGCACAAAAAUUCCAGCUCAACACAACAGCCUGCGCAUCACUGAUAGUGGAACCACUCAUUACGCAGUAGCAUACUGCAGCGCAUGGGCUCUCCCACCCUUUGCUGUGCCCCUGGGAAGCACCCUAGGGUUCAGAUCCAGGCUAGAGCAGGGUCAGUUUGCCUGAUAUCAGGGAGCUGCACUAGGAAUACACUUGUUUCCAUUUGGGAUCUCAAGCAACUAAGUUUUAGCCUCAUACAGGAGAUUAUAGGAGAACAAUUUGGUUCCUGCUGCAGUCCUCUUACUCAGAGCAAUCCCAGAUGCACUGUUAUCUUCUGAGUAACACUCACAGUAUGUGUGUGCUAUUCUCCUGUAAGAAAAUUGGAUUCCCUGAUGGUGGUGGUUUUUUUUCAGCAAGGAAAUAUGAAAUUGAGACCUGCCUUUGCUCGUUUGGGUGAGUAUGAUAAACCAAAAUCACAGCUGCAACUAAGAAAAAUAAAACUUUGGAAGCUGCCAAAUAUGAUUCAAUAAACAAAUCAGGCGCAGUUGACUUCAGGUCCCAUCUCCACCCAAGUGCCAGCAGGAAAACGUGACCUGAACUGACUCUGUAAUUACAGUCUUUUCAAAGGUCUCACUGAACCACAUCUAAACCAGAGAUUCUCAACCACCUCCCCUUCCCCCAGCACCACAUUUAAACCAGCAAAGCAUCUCUUAGAAGAUAAUACAACGAAUAAACCCAAAUCUGUAAGGUCUGCUUUUUCUUCCUCUGAUGUAUUCCUUUUUCAAUUAAUUCCCAACUACAAAGACUCAAAACUCUAACAGCUUCUCUACUUGCAAGGCAUAGUUGGUUUCAAGCUGUAACUUUUCUUAGUGUCAUUAAGACCUUUACACAUUUACAGUAUUCUUUACAUACAUUAUAGAAGAUAAAUGUGCUAUAUUCUUUGAGUAAGGGAACUGCAGUAGUUCAUGAAAGAGGAUUUGUUUUCAGCUGCUGAGGCAUUAAGACCUACUGAUUAUUUCAACUACUCAAUAUAUGCAGCUAUAUUUAACUUACAUUCUGGGUUUUAACUUUGCAAAAGAAAAUGUGUCCACUGUAAUAAAUGUAUUUUGAUAAUGCACCAUGUUGUUUGUGUUAUGCAACAUCCCAUAUGUUCUCAAUUAUGGCAGUGAUAGGGCUUGGAAGCUUCCCACCUCCAGCAUCCAGUGUCAAACAGAUUGUCUGCAACAGUCACUCCAUGGGAAAAGGAGAAGUACAACACAUCAAGGCAGGAGCACUGGGCUGGUGUUCUCAUUUCAGCCUUUACUUCCCAAGUGAACUUGGAUAAAUGGCUUCAACUCCAGGUACCUCACUCUUCCCACCUGUUUGUUAAAUGCGAGAGUACUGACGUUUACCCACCUCACAGGGGCGUUGUGAGGACUAGUUCACGUUUAUGGACUGCUUCCACAUCUCCUGUUGAAAAGCACUGUUUGUACUAUAAACCAUUGUUAAAAUGACUAGAAGAAGAUUUAAAAUGAUGUUGGCAUUACAGCUGAUAAAAAUGUAAGAACCUUUGGAAAAUCAUGCAGAUCUUUCUGUAUUGUAUAAACUUCCUUCUUUAACCUGUGAAGUUUUCUGCUACAACAGGCUCCAUGCUGGUAUCCUCUCAUCUAUUUGUUUUUGCCCAGCUCAAUGAGAUUUUGGUCAAACACUACUAGCCAGAGUACCACUGGGGACUCCAUGAAUGGUUGCUUUAGAGGUAACCAGACCCUGAAAGCAAGAGCAGUGGGUUCAUCCCACUGUGGCAUACCACAUUGCCUAACACAGGACUCUAACAUCUGAGCUGCCUUGGGAAAUCCUUCAGAAGGGCCCACAUUUCCUAUCUGGAAUUGUAUGUGCCAGCCUUUGACAGACAUCUCAGAUAAAACCACCUCACGUUUAAGGCAGCUGCAGACAUGUAGGUUUAUGCAAUGCUACUGCUCCUUCUGCAGCACCUGGGUGGGAGUUGGGUCCCACAGGCAGCUCCUUAUUCCUUACUUUGUUCUCACUGAAGUUCAUAAUCAGUUACUGAAAACUGCUUCAAGCCUGACAAAGAACCAUCUUAACCUUCAAAAACUUCAGUGAAGCAUAUGGCUUUUCCUUGCACAACCAGCAUUUCAGCAGCAUGCCCCAUGGGCUGCUCACCGGCCUUUUACCAACACCGCAUUUCCUCACUGAUCGCUUCUGAAUUCUCUUCUCCUGCCCACUGAACUCCUGUUCACACCCAAUUUACACUUUCAAGACAUCACUGCUCCACUGAAGUGGCAGUUUUGAACACUGCAUGCAAAUUGCUACCAUCUAGCAUUGCUGCUCCUUUCUUCUCACUGUGCCAUGACGUACAGAGCAGUGGUGUGACACCACGUGCUUCUCUUCAUGCCUAGAUUUGGGAAAACCUCACAUGGGGUUGGGAUCACGUUGGUCAUAUGAUGCUGCUGUCCUUUGCUUCUCUGUCCCCAGUGGGAAGCAAAGAGUAGGCCAGAGAUAGCCAGAGCCCCAGAGCAUCCAUCCCUGCAGCACCUCUGAAUCUCUACCACUCACUUUUUGAGACUAUGUUGAUACAAACAGGUCCCGUUAUGACUUGUUGACCAAUGCCAAAAAUGGAAACCCUAUAGAGGAUAUUGGAAAUCUCUCUGAAAUAUGUACUCUGCCAGCUAAGCCACACUCUUCCAGGCAGGUUAAUUUGAAGAGUUGGGCCAACAGGUUGUUAACUGUAGAUGUAUCCUGCCAGAAUAGAUAUGCUGCUGUAAGUCAGUCAUCAGAAUAGGACUGCCUGGUGUUCAGAUACAUGUACAUGAGAAUUUGAUGAAAUUGCUUCUCUUCUUAACUUCUGCUGACAUGAAAUGUUUUACUUUAUUGCUGUACCUAACUUUAAUUAUAGACAUACUUUAUAUAAAUGUAUGUACGCAUACAGUUCUGUAUAUGUUGUAUAUACUUACAUAGCUUUUUAAUACUAAUUCUAGUCAAAAUUUAGAGUCUUUUCAAAUGCAGUAUUGCAAUGAAUGUCAUCAUAAUAAUGACAUUGUGCUUCCUCCUUCAUUGCACAGAUCUUUUUUUAGACCAACUUUGACUUUAGAUACAAGUGAAACAAUCCCACAAAACACAACGCUUUUUAAGCAAGUGACCUUUUGGGACAAAUAUUUAACAAGCUAUUUGUUUCAGUUUUAAAGAUAAAGAAAGACUGUUUCUCAUCUGCUGACAUAUAAACACACGCACACACAAAAAUUUCAGUAAUACAAUGCAUUGAAAAACCACAGGGUGUGAUGAUCGGGACGUAUCACGGUAAGAAAUUAACUAAUAACUCUGUCUUCCAGAAACUAAUUAAGGGAAUGUAUUUUGCAAUAAUACAGAUCUAGCAAACAGGCCUCUAAUGUCUAGGCUUAGAGAUGUAAGCCAGGCACUCCUGUAUUAUGUAUGUGUGAUUUUCAUAGAUAGCCUGCUGUAAAGUGUGCCCUGUUAGUGCAUCUUUCAGGCUCAAAGACACUUGCCUUGUUAAUAUUUCAUUUAGUACAUACUGUAGAGUCUCAUUUAUAUUACUUCUAUAAUUAAUGGUGAUAGCUUAGGCACUGCCUUUACAAGGAGAGAUCCCUGUAUGUUGGUCGAUGGAUAAUGAGAAACAAUAGAUAUUUCAUUCACCAGCAGCUUGUUGCUAGUUAGUAGGAAAUUAUCGUGUGUACUGUUGCUUUAAUUGCCAGGGUAAAUAAUGCUGCCGCUGUGUUAGUGAACAUUUUAAAGCACUUGAUGCAAAUAGAAUAGAAACAAAACAAAACAAAAAAUUACCUUUAUUAUGCUACACCUUAGCAUAGGGAGUUAAAAAGGUCUUCAAACAUUUGCGUUCUAUCAUGCAAAUAUAUCUUAAUAUGCAUGUGCUGACUAUUCAACUACUGUAUUUUAGGAAAUACAAUUAUGCUGCCUUUCUCUUCUCCUAUGUAGACUGUAAAUAACUGUAGAUCUUUCUCUUGUUUUCCUAUGUAAAUAUAUGUAAAUACUAACAAGCUAUGCAUGCUGAUAUUCUAGGCAAUUUCAGGUACUUUUAUAAUCUGAAGGCAUGUACUUGAACUGGUUUGUUAAAAAAAAAAAAAAUCACUUCUCUCAAACCCUUUAAAGCUCAUUAGAAAUUAAAGAUUUCUUACUAGA
Coturnix japonica (Japanese quail) is the source of this 11941-nucleotide messenger RNA. It is a transcript of the gene MAF, whose product is annotated as MAF bZIP transcription factor. Lineage: Eukaryota; Metazoa; Chordata; Aves; Galliformes; Phasianidae. Gene Ontology annotation, biological process: regulation of transcription by RNA polymerase II. Gene Ontology annotation, cellular component: nucleus. Gene Ontology annotation, molecular function: DNA-binding transcription factor activity, RNA polymerase II-specific; RNA polymerase II cis-regulatory region sequence-specific DNA binding. The record is from RefSeq and is a predicted model, not a curated record.